Messenger RNA from Geodia barretti, 3304 nucleotides. Lineage: Eukaryota; Metazoa; Porifera; Demospongiae; Tetractinellida; Geodiidae. The record is from the annotation of a GenBank genome assembly.
AAAUGGCGGAUAAUGGCGAGGGCGGCGGUGAGAAACCUCGGACCGAUAUCACUGGGCUGAGGCAGCAAGUCCUUACUUUGGCUGCGAGGAGUUUUGAAGGUGCCGCUGAAAAGCCUAUAGACGAAGUGGUGUCGCGCGUACUGACCAAGAGACGAAAGAAAUGGAGAAAGAGACACAAUCUCCCGUCGGAAGGUAACAAGCUUAGCACUUCUAUAAACAACCUUCGUUUUUAGACCUAGACAACUGAGCGUCGCUGAAAGAGUACGUCGGUUUUGUUUUCUGCAGCGAGGCCGCCUGACCCGGGACUGAGGGGCGAGAAAGAGCGACUGACUGAACGGUUCUACCAGUGUGGGGAGCGGCUCCGUGCAUGCCGAAACAGCGGCUACUCCCUAGUCAGGCAACUGGAGAGUAACAAGAGGAGACUUCAGCUCCAAGUUGCUGAAAGGUAUCAGCAGAUGACGACUAGGUUGUGUCUGGAGCCAGAAAGCAACAGGCAGUCAGCUUCCUUUGAAACAGCAGAGAAAGACACAAUUCUCCUCAAGGAUCUCCAGAGAGCCAUAUCCCAGGCUGAUGCUCUGGUUAAGGUGAAGAAGAUGAAGCUGUCGAUGACUCCGAGACUUCCACCGCUGCACCGCAGGGAGCUCCUGAAUGACACCAUGAGCAACGACCAGUUUGGCCUGAGUCUGCUUGUCCCUCCACACCAGGUGGUGCAGCAAGCCUCCCCCUCUAUCUCAGAGGACGAGGCCGGCAAAGUCAAAGUCGACGUAGAGAGAUCCAGAAGGCACCCAGAGCUGACCCAACUACUGAGAUCUCCUGGGAACGGAGCUGCUGCUGAGGACUCGCCGCCUCUUGAACAGCUCAAUGUAACAAAUGGCAACAGUUCUCGAAGAGUUUCAACUGCUACUGGGACUGAUGUACCUGGCGAGGGAGUAGAAGAGAGAAUGAACCUGGACCCUGCCGUAGAGCUGGCGCCCAUUAUGAGAGAGAUUGCUGCUGACGAGGGGGGCGAAGGGUCGUCAGAGGAUCCCCCAAGGGUUGCCUGUGUGAUGAGUCUCAUGGAGGGGCAGGACACUGCCAGCGUGGUGGAGGUGACCGCCGACAAUGAUGAUUUAAUCGAAACAAACAGCUCUCUUUUCUCUGACGAAAAGUCAGACAUUGUCGAGCAACCUUUGGAGCCGGCGUUCGACGACCGACUAAUGUCAAACAACAUUCUGCCCGAGAAAGAAGAGAUUGUGUCCACAAUGCCCGAUGGCUUCAACGAGGAGGUAGAAGUGGAGAGCGAACCAUUAACUCCACCCCCGUCGCACCCCGCCCCCAUAGACACAAACCACAACUCUAUGAGUGAAGAGUCGUCUCCAGAGAACCACCGGGACAUGAACCACCACCAGAGCAUGGCUGAGGAGGAGUUGGUGGAAAUGAUAAUGAGAGACUCUGAGCUCACUGCCUGGAUUGCCAAGGCAAGGCUCAGACCUCGGACUCCCAUUAGCUACAGAUUGGCCAGGAAAAAACGGCGCUCACGAUCUCGAAGUUCAUAUGUACAUGAAUAACUGUAUAGUUGUAUUAUACAACCGAGCGUUUAUUCUCUCUUUCUUGUUACAUCAUGUUGCGUGUGCCUGGUAUAUACCUGUGCAUGAUGUACUGGUUAUUCCCACGUUUAUUAUUGUUAUGACAUACCAUUGCUACGUUGUAAUGACAUUUUUCCACCCCUCAACAUUGUAUUUUUCAUUGUUUUAUCAAACAUAAAAAGUUAAUAAAUAUAAACAGAUCAUGUACCAGUGGCAGGUGUGGAGGUGGUCGACGUACUAGGCGCGGGGAGAGAGAACUUGACAAAGCUGUCUAGAAGCUUGCAGUUGGCUUUCAAACGUAUGUGGCAGGUCUUUGCAUACUUCCUCCUGUGAAUGACAAAGGCAUGGUUCUGGAAUGUCCCACCGCCUGCGGUGAUGAGGCACCUCGCAUUCCCCGCUAUCGUCUGUUGGAGAGAAGCAAUGUAGCCAGGAUUUUCUGUGCCCGCAACAUCCUGAAACUUUGACUCCCACAGCGAGAAUGAGCCCUGGCCCAUUGUGUUUAGCAGUUCACUCAACUUCUCCUCCAAGGCCUGUCUGUCAACAUAGUCGUGCAGCGUGAAUCCCUUGGAUCCAAACUUGCCGUAGUCCAGAGCAACAAAAGUAUGGGUGAUCCUAGUCGUGUGCUUCAUGUAUUCCCACUUCUUUAUGAGGCUGGAUAGACACCGAGAGACGAGACGCAGUUUGUUAGCUCUCUUGGAGGUGCUUACAAACACCUGCUCCACUCGCAGCAUGACAGCAAUGUACGUGUUAUUGGAGACCCCUCCGAGGUAGCGAGAGAUGUACAGAUUGGCUUUAACAAAGAGCGCCUGGCUUGGCGAUACGUGGAGCUCGUUAAACAGGGGUCCACCCGUGCUCUCCUUCUCACAGUGGGAAUCGCUGAUGCUGACUGUGUAUUUCGUGACUUUCUUUCCAACUCCCAGCCACUUUCGGUAGAUAAGUGUCACGUCUGUUGGCUCCAAGUCUCCAUAUAUGCUGUGUUUGUAGCGCCAGAGCUCCAGCUGCCCUGUGUACUUGAAGUUGAAGCACACCUCGCGGACGACGUUGAAGCUGUGGAGCCUAAAGAACGGCGAGUACGCGUCUCUGAACGCGUCCAACGAGCAAGAGUCCUCCCACGUGUGCUGAACCAGUACUACGUUUCUUGGGGCGACGUCUAACAAGGCCUCCCAGGGAGCUAGAGGAGCGAAGCAUUUCUUUUUGGAGAAAGCUUGCCACUUGUCCAUGUUGUAGAUGCUGCUCAUACGGACGGCGUUGCGUUUCCAGGGCGUCUCGGCAGCGGGUUUACGGAGGUCUAGAGCGGCGCCGAAGGUAGACUGCACGAUGAAAGGCUCCACCACGACGAGACUUGGGUCGAUGGAGUAGGCGAGGCACUGGAGGCAGAAGAGAUUCAUGCCGCCACCAGUGAGCUGGUCGCUGUAGUCCAGGGCCAUAACGAACCCCGCGCCGCUCAGGUUGCGUCCUUCUUCGUACAGUUGCUCGUUGGUGCAGGGAUCGAGCGGGGAAGCGGUUUGGGCCGUUGUGUAGAUGAGGAAGUAGGCGCAGGUGCCGCACAGUCCGAGCAAGAGGACGCCCAGGUAGUACGUCUGCAUGGGAGAGUAGCAGAGACACCAUAGUAGUUUCCUCAGUCGAGCCAUGGCCGAGAACACGCCCCCUCUUUCAGGUCAGUGAUGAUGGUCCACUGUUUUCGCUUCUCUUACUUGUAUUUUACCCAUUAUUUGGGCGAAAAAAGUGCAAGCACUAUA